Messenger RNA from Bursaphelenchus okinawaensis, 2273 nucleotides. The record is from the annotation of a GenBank genome assembly. NCBI's taxonomy places the organism in Eukaryota, Metazoa, Nematoda, Chromadorea, Rhabditida, Aphelenchoididae.
AUGUUGAUACACCUGUUGUUGGCUGUUUUUGUUGGGAUCGGAGGGACGGAGACCAAGGAUUUGAGUAAAACUAAACUGACUGGAGUUCAGGUGGGUAUUAAAACUUAAUUUAUAUGUCUUAGAUAAGAUUUUAAUACUAUAUAAAGAUAUUAAAUUUUAACUUUAAAGCGAAAACUUGGCUAGAAUCAGUCAAAAGACUUAUUUUGGGUAACAAAAUCCUUCUAUUUUGAUUUUUGUAUAUACGUUUUGACUUAAAACUCCGAAAUUUAAUAAAUUUUGUAAAAAUUAUAACAUUAAUCCAGAUAUUAUUCAAUUCCAGGCCAAACACGUGUACAAAUUGUUCAGAGAAGGCAACAUUAGCCUGAUAUUUGAUGUAAACCAAGAACCUCAUACCCGUGCAUUAUUAUUUCGCUUUACCACAACUAAUAACCCAACACAAUCUAGUUUAUACCUACUUUCCGAAACUACUGUAAGUGUGUCCUUUAAAAUUAAAAAUUUUUUUUAAAAAUUUUUAAAAAUUUGAAACUACAGUACAACUACCGUACAUAAGGCUGGAAAAAUUUUGAAAAGGGGUAGAUUUUUGAGGAGAGGGUAAAAUACGAUUUUUAAAUAUAUGUAUUUUCUCCCUCCUCCCUUAUUGUACAAUAUCAUAAAUUCAAGCUACAUUUUAAUAUUAUCUUUUCUUAGAAUCCUCGAUUUGUUAUCAAUACAAUUUCAGGACACAAAAAACCAUCUUACCCUGAGAUUAGGCAAAGAGAUAUUCACAGUAGAAACUGGAAUCUACAAUCAGAACUACCAUAGGAUCAACUUGCAAUUGACACAUGAACACUUUCAAAUCAUCGUGGAUUGUGUUAAGAUUGCUGAUAGUCAUUACUCAAGUCACAGUAUUCCAAGGUAAACUUUUUCAACAAUUUCAUAUUUUUACUACCCUACACUAUGCUACUAUAUCAUGUCCUACCCUCCAUCCGAUUCUAUUCUACUUCUCCUGUCCCACCUUACCUUACCUCUUUUUUCAUGAAAUAACUUUCAGCCAACACAAAAAGCUUGUCCUUGACAUUGGCAUAGCACCAGAUGAAAACGCCAGAUUCCCAGGUCAUAUUCGUGAGUUCUCGGCUGACACUCCUCAAGCUACCCACAUGAGAUGCGCCGAUAUUAUCCUCAGUCGUCAGCCUCGUCUAGAAAGACAACUGGCUGAAGCUGAUGCCGCCGAAAUCGCAGAAGAACGAGGCAUCUUGACCAACACCAUCAAUGAUGACAACAACAUCAUUAACGAGCUGGAAGAACGAGUCAAGGUACUUGAAGAUGAAGUAGAACACUUCAGAUCGUAUGUCCAGAAGUUUGACAACAGAAUCCAGACAGUGGAGCUACAUCAACGUGGCUGUCAAGUUGACGGUCAUCUGCUGCAUCUGGGUCAGAAAAAUCAGAACUACCUCAACUGUACCCAAUGUCAAUGUUCCUCAUCUGGUCAACUUCAUUGUGGUCCGAUCGGAUGUCCUCAUCUCAAGUGUGCUCACCCCUACAAACCUCAAGGUAAUUGUUGUCCUGUGUGUGGUAAACAAUGUUAUUACAAUGGCAACAACUACGAGCAUGGAGCUGAGAUGUGGCCGAAGCAGUGUGUACGAUGCAAGUGUGAGCAUGGUAGAAUGGAGUGCCAGUUUCAGUGAGUUUAUUGGGUUUUUUUGGGAAAAGUGAUGCUAAUAUUGGCCAAAAAGUAGAUAGAAGUAUCGAUAGUUUGUUAAUUCUGAACAUAACUGGUCUUUCUAUGACCUAACGAGUACUAUAAGGGCGCUUUUUAUAUAUUUUUAAAUCUAUUUAGUACUACAGUAAUCAUCCUAUAAACUUUUCGAAUUACAAUUCUGACGAACCCUCCAAGCCAUCCCCCAACACAUCUAAUAACCAAUAAUCAUUCCAGUCGACCGGAAAACUGUCCCAAGCUAGACUGUGUGCACCAAGAAACCCCGCCCAACCAAUGUUGUCCAGUCUGUGUCAAUGUGGACUAUUGCGCCGAAGGGAAGAACCCCUGCCACGCCAAUGCGGAAUGUAAGAAUGGACAAUACAAAGCCGAGUGCAAAUGCAAAGAAGGCUUCUUUGGGAACGGUACCACUUGUUACGACAUUGAUGAGUGUUUGUGGGACCAAAGUGCUCGGGAGCAGUUGGGAGGCUGUGAGCAGGGUACCAUUUGUAUCAACUUGCCCGGCAGCUUCAAAUGUGACUGUUUGCCCGGAUUCCAACGACUUGACGACCGCCAUUGCCUUGAUCUGAUUCGAAUUUGA